Penicillium odoratum is the source of this 759-nucleotide messenger RNA. RefSeq lists its product as uncharacterized. Gene Ontology annotation, cellular component: cytoplasm. The record is from RefSeq and is a predicted model, not a curated record. NCBI's taxonomy places the organism in Eukaryota, Fungi, Ascomycota, Eurotiomycetes, Eurotiales, Aspergillaceae. The transcript is spliced from 2 exons. Bases 1 to 759 code for a protein of 252 amino acids.
AUGACAUCCGUCGACUGCCUAGCGAUGGCCUCAAUCCAUCAUCCUCACCACCCUUAUAACCCAGCCAAUCUUUCUCGCUCUUCCUCGACCAAAGUGAGCAGCAAGAACCCUUAUGCCAGAUACAUGUCUCCUGCGCCAUCUGUGCGCUCGCAACAGUCCAACUCACAAUACUCCACCACAUCCGUACCAUCCGUCUGGUGGUCCGGCUACCCGGAGCAUCAUCCGGUCGAGCCGAAGCGACGUCGCUCCAGCGCCAGUGCCAGCGGUACUCCCCGGCGCAACCGCUCUGGUCGCUAUUCUCGGAAUUCGAUGCUUGUGAACCCAGACAUCAUCGACGCUCUGGAUGACAUCACACUUUACUCAUACCAUCACGAGGGUCCUUAUGAUGCGGUUCGCCCUGAGCGGAACCGCGUGAGCUCGACUAGUCCGUUGGAGGCUGUAAAGGAGUCCAAUGCAGAGGCGUUGCGUGCGACACCGCGCGACAAGAUUAUCGAUUCACUGCAGAGUCAUCGGCCGUUGGAUGGCACUGCGUUCUUCCCGCCCGGGACUACGGAUCGGAAUGGGCAGUCAUAUGAGUAUGAGGAGGGGUCCAACAUGAUGAACGAGUAUGGGAACUUCAUGCGACUUCCUGGGGUGAAAUUCACCGACGAGGACUUCAAGGACGAUCCUUUUUAUAACACGCCAAUCUCGAAUCCUUUUACACAGCUGAAGAAGAAGCUCAGUUUGCGUCGGAAGAAGAACCGUCAGAGUGUGCUUUGA